This is a messenger RNA of Aureobasidium musti, 1107 nucleotides long. Lineage: Eukaryota; Fungi; Ascomycota; Dothideomycetes; Dothideales; Saccotheciaceae. The record is from the annotation of a GenBank genome assembly.
AUGUCAACGCCCAAAAUCCCCAUCACAGUAAUAACCGGCUUCGUCGGCUCAGGAAAGACAACAAUGAUCCUAAACCUACUCCCCCAACUUCGCGCAGAAAACCCAUCCUACAAACUCGCCUUGAUCAAGAACGAAAUCGGCGACUUGAAUGUCGACUCUCAACUCGCAUCCGCCGCCGAAAUGACCGGAGUGUCAGAACUGCUAGGCGCAUGCAUCUGUUGCACGAACGUUGGACAGAUUGGAGAUGCGCUGAAAGAGUUGGAUGAGACGUAUACGCCAAACAGAGUCAUUAUCGAAACGUCAGGAAGUGCAGAGCCAAUCAAGUUGAUGGUGGAGUUGAAGAGGUUGGCUGCGGAGACGGGGAGAUAUGCCUUGGAUGGUGUGGUCAGUGUGAUUGAUGUUGAGAACUGGGAUGGUUAUGCUUCCACCUCUUACACAGCGAAAUUGCAGGCUCAGCAGACCGACUUGAUUGUCUUAAACAAGUGGGAAGCUCUUUCCGAGAUGGCAUUUGAGAGAACUUUGGACAAGCUUGGAGAUAUGGAUGUGGAUACACCGCAUAUCAAGAGUGACAAGGGUUGGAUUAGCAAGGAUUUGCUGUUUGGUAUCGAUGAGAGGAUGGCUAGGGAUUGGGUUGCCUUGAAUCAACAACAUGGUCACGACCACAAGCACGAGCAUGGAGAUGGACACAAACACGACCAUAACGAGGAGAUGGAAGCUCUGAGCAUCACUGUCACCUCUGCCUCUCCCUCAACCGCAUCUCUCGACACUACCAAGCUCGCCAACCUCCUCAAGUCAGCGCCCAAAGACGAAGUCUACCGCAUCAAAGCCGUCCUGCGCACGACACAAAUACCCACAAAUAGCGAUGGCACACCUGCAGAUGAAGGUUCCGAAUCUACGACACCCAAGAGAUAUAUCCUCAACUGGAGCUUUGGCCGCUGGAUGUGGACAUUAGAUCAAACCGAGACGAAAAAGGAGCCUGUCUUGAGGAUGAGCAUUUUCACUGGCCGCUACGAGAGCAACAAGUGGCUCAAGAGGAUCGAUGCCAAGACCUAUACUGCAUUGACUGAUGAAUCUGACUACGAGCUUGAGGUAAAGCGUGUGCUGUAG